Molecule: messenger RNA, 4145 nt
Organism: Exaiptasia diaphana
Lineage: Eukaryota; Metazoa; Cnidaria; Anthozoa; Actiniaria; Aiptasiidae
Molecular function (GO): protein binding
Source: RefSeq, a predicted model, not a curated record
CGAUAAAGGCAAUAUCCAAAUCAUCUUUGUAGGCCAYCUUAAGUCAGUCAAUACUCUAGCAAUAUAUCCCUAUGGUCCAUAUAUCAUGUCAGGAUCCAGCGAUAAGACUAUAMGAGUAUGGAGUCUUGACACCUCUGAUGAAGUAGACAGGAUAAUGACYAAGGGAUCUGUGUUAGGACUGGGUACAACUAUCGGAAAGGAUGAUCUUUAUUCGUUUUCUUGUGAGAAUCUUGAUAUGUGGAAGAUAAACCAUGUCCAUAGUGUGUAUACGACUGUUGGUAGUAAAGUCAAGUCAAUGAAGCCUUCAACGCAUCCAAGGUGUCCAGUUCGUAUGGUGUGCACAUGUAGCGACAAUACAAUAAGACUGAUUUCCCCAGGAUCAGGUGCCUGCGUGACUUCACUUCUUGUUCCAAGCAUGACAACAAUUAUUGAUACUGUAUAUGCUGCAGCUGACAAUGUCCUUUUCACUCUUCUCUCCAAUGGCUCCAUCCUCAAAGCAUCUACAAAAACAAACCCUUGCAAAAUACUCGAAGAAUGGGAUAAAGAGAUGACAAAAGCACCAAGUACCUGUUCUUGUCUCUGUCUGUAUGAGUAUGUGGUUGAGGAUAAUCUUGAAAGUGGUCAAUGGGGAGAUCUAGUGCGUUCAACUCUUAAAGCAAACUCCUCAGACCUUGAGUUUGAAUCACUCAAUAAACCCAGCACCUAUGACAGGACGAUACUGCUCGGUGGCUGURUUGAUGGAACAAUUGUGGUCUAUGACUGGCAGAACAAGAAAAAGCCUGGUUSUAUUUCUUUUCUUAUUGAGGCCCAUCGAGAAGAGGUGGUCACGAUGAUCGCAAAUCCUGCUGUAGAUCAAGUUAUCUCUGCAAGUUAUGACAACACAAUCAAGAUAUGGAGAUUGUUCCCUUUCGCUGAGGAAGCCCUUGCACCAUUGAUGACACUAUACUGCCAAGAAACACCCAAGCACCUUGCUGUUGCACAUCACAGACUAUUUGUCUCUCUACAUGAACCAGCCACGGCGUCCUAUAACGUAGUCGUAUUCAAGACAACACAGAAAGAACGAUUUGACCACAACAGUGAUAACGACCACACAGAUGACGUCACAGGGGUGGCUAGCUGUCCUAAAAUGAGACUAUUCGCCUCAAGUAGUGCUGAUGGCUCUAUAAGGAUAUGGGACGAAUCAAACCAUCUUCUGAGAACCAUAACCCUUAAUGCUGUCCCCAGCAGUCUGUGUUUCUCUAGCCAGAAGGGUGACCUAUUAAUAGGCAUUGGUAAUCAUCUACAUAAGAUYGGAUACGCCACGUAUAUGCCUCGUUCAUAUAUAUACCGCAUGGUUGCCAUGGAGUUCCAAAGACCARUCUCAGAAAAUGCUCUCCCUAUUGCCCCRGAGGUCAAAGCAAAAUUAUCACCRGACGAACUACAGCGYCUCACUAAAGCCAAAUCUUCUGUCUUCAAAUUUGAACGAUUUGCCGACCUGCUUUCGCCGGAAGAGAUGGAUGAGAAAGCCCAGGAAGAGGAACGAAGAAACGAGGCUUUUGCUAAGCUUCAACAACGUGAAAACGAACUCAAGCAGUUACGCGACGGGGUCUUCGAGUUUCAAAAACAAAAGCCCCGUCCAAACAGCGAGAUGGUCCGCCAAGAUGCAUUURAUCGAUACCUUGCCAUAUUUUAUAAACGACCCGAUGUAGAAAUUCCGGACCAGGAYGAACUCCACAAAGAGGAAUGUCUAGAGUACGAACCGCCGGAGCACUACACACCUGAUCACGGCCCUCGUGGUUUCUUUGGGAUCGAUAAAAAUUCAAGACAACGGUCUCGAGUGAAGGAGCCUCGCCCUACUGUAGUAAAACAAGAGAUUAUGUCUCUUUCUAUGCCGGAGUUUCAGCCYUUGCCUGCGCCUCCCCCGGAACCAGGCGAAGACGAAGAGGAAGAUGGCCGUACCUUCGUUGUGAGUCGGCAAGGCACUCAAGUUGACAUGGAAACCGARGCUGACRUUCAGAAGGCUGACUUURGUAAUCAACGCAGUCGUUCAAUGGUUGUUAUGACUACGAAAGACUACAAAACUAUGGACGUUGAACCGCCAYUAAUCGGUUCUCCGACAAGWGAUCGAUAUAUCAUCGAYGUUCCRAAGACUGAACGAUACCCAUCGUCGACAAUGUGUCGUCACAUGGUCGCAAGAAAAGCYGCUCGAAUGGUUUCAAAAAGAGUCGGGGAUAGUGGAGAAGAGGAAUUCGUGGUUGCYCCAGAUGGAUUUAUACCUAAUUCUGUKGUAGUUUCACUCUUUAAAGAUCUCAAGUCAGAAACACCGGCUGAAGAUCCUAAUARAAUAUGGAAACCGCCAAGUCUAACGGCKGAACARCUUGCUGAGAUAGAAAAAAGAAAGAAGAAACGUAUACCAACUCCUGAAGAAGAGCCUGUUGCGCCUAAAAAGAAAUCAGCUAARAAGCCAAACCGAUUUUCCGAGCAAAUGCAGCUGGCUUUAAGAGAUACUCCAACACCRGAACCGGAAAUAGAACUGAUGAAAUCACCUACACCAACACCCCCUCCGCCGUCACCACCCCUCAAAGAACCCACUCCUCCUCCAACACCGAAGCCCAAGACUCCAAAGAAACCAGUGAAGCCUAUCGAGAAACUAAUAUCACGACCAAAGCCACCUACACCACCCCCAAUCUCUACAAUAAACUCUAAAAUUGAAGUUAAUGCGCAUACUCAAAUGGUGCAAAGUAAACCGCUGGAUUCAGACCUAACUGAUAAAAAUAACGUCUCAUCAUCGCCCUCACUUGAUACCAGGCCAACUCCUCCACGAGAGCCAACACCUACUCCAACGCCUCCACCCCCUGCGACACCAUUACCAGAGUUCAUAACACAGUUCAAGGGGACUUUGUGGUUUGAGAAAUACUUUCCCAACGCCAGCCCUGAGACAUUUCCAAAGCCAUGGACUGUUGCUACUUUUGUGGAUUUGUUGCUCCAAACUCUACAAAAAUGUUCUGAUCAUGAACUCAAGACACAAAUUCUUGCGGCUAUUUUGCUCCUAAAUCGUCAAGAUCCUUUCGAGAAAAGCUGCUGUGAGCGAGUCAGUCGAGUUCUUCUUGCCGAACUCAACGUUCCAAACCCCCCAACGGCUCAUGGCUCGUCCGCUGCGAAGCAGUUCCUCCGAGUCAGCCUACAGCUUUUGCAGAUUAUGAAUAUACUGAACAAGUCAUUUGUAGCUGAACUAAUGGCGCACUAUAUUGAUGGGGAUGAAGAAGUUAGAGGCCUCAUACAAGAAAUCUUUGUGGCAAUAAAAAUACGAGAUCCUGGUAGAUAUUUCCCAAAAGAAUUGGACAGUUUUGAAACAGAGCAWUUGGUUGACAUGAGAAGGAAACCUCGCAUUCGCGAAAUAUGUCUGAACUGGUUGGAAAAAUGGCUGACUCAAUUCAAGCAGCAUAUCAAGUCCCUGGCGGGCAAGAUUGGCCGCGCACAGUCUGGCAGUGUUGUCAAGGGAACAAAGACACCAAAGACCCCGUCAUCGAUAAAAGGAAUUCUUAAAAAAGAUGAAAAACUUGAAGGCAGUAAAACAAAUGUCAAAUUUGAUAUCGAAUCCAUGGGCAGACUUGCUGCUGAUAGUGCAACUCCUGUUGAAGCCAUCAACUACUUCUGUGAGAUGGAAAUGGAAGCAGAGCUUGCGAGAGCCAGAGAAAGAGCGCGAUCCAAAACACCGCARCAAGCUACUGAUAACUCUCGAAAUACUGUCCUCAUCUUACCAAAGAUUCAUAGCAAACGAAGUCUAGCUCGUCUUGGCGAAACCCAUUGUAGCCAUUGYCAUCCAGAACGAGAAACGUCGUUGGCAUUAGCCUUUCCACUGCCUCCCAUUUACCAACAAAGAAAAGAAAUACCACUGACCAACGUCUCUCUGCAUCUGAAGACGUUAACGUUGAAUCCAUUCCCUGACCCAGCUGACCUGGACCUGUAUGAAGCCACUAAGCAUGCGCAACUGCUAACGCUCAGGUCAUCGCAGAAAUACUUCAUUCCAUCACAAUCUAUYGUUACUCUUUAUGACGAUACGCUAUGAGAUGUAUGGUAUACCUGUGUCAAUAUCGAACGUGGCAAACUUUUCGUGACCAGGCCCUUGUUACAUGCAGAGAGAGACAAAGAGACCAAGUCAGAAA